AGCAUUUCCUCCCUCGAACUAACACUUCUCCAACCUAUGGCAAGAUCCUAACCUAAGGACUUCUAACAAGCCAAAGCCCAGAGAUGGAAGCAGAUAGGAUCGCAGAAGAGGAAGAUAUCGCUACCACCAUGGAUGCAAAAGAACACCCUUCAUCAAAAGACCCCUCUGCUGAAGACUUACAGGCUCUCCCUACCUCUGAAACCCCUUUGGAGCCCUCUGUCUCUGAGACUCCUUUAGAGCCCCUUGCUGCUGAAACCCCUUUACAGUCCCAUACCUCUAAGCCUCCUUUGGUGUCAUCGGUAACUGGUGCUUCUGUGUCGCCCUCUGAUGCUUUGGGGGAAAACCUCCUCUCCGAGUCUCCCUCCAGGGAAGUCCAAUGGGUGAAGAGGUCCUCUCAGGUCCCUGAAUUUGAGCACCUUCCAGAGCACUCCCUUUCAGGCUCUUCAAUCCAUGUAUACAGGGACACAUCUUCAAAACAGAAGGAAGAGGCAGAAAAAGACAAGAACAUAGUGGAUACCAGUGACAUGGCUCACACAGCCCAGCCUGGGUACCAGCAGCACAAGAAAAAGGGGAAGAAAGGAAUUAUCCGUUACACAGGCCACCCAGUGGUCCCUGCUAAGCAGGCAGAACUGGUGGAGAUGGCCAAGGCAAUGCACAGAGAACAGUUUGGUGCUCAGAUGAAUCAUCUUUUCCAAUGGGAGAAGGAUGCAGCCCUUAAUGCCAUCCAGACAGGUCUCUAUAUUGGCUGGCGUUGUCCACAUUACCUAUGGGACUGUUACCGGAUUGGGGAUGAGUCUAAGUGCUUCUGUGGACACUUGCUGAAACAACACCAGAUCAUCUCAGAUAUAUCUGUGCCCUGCAAUGUGAGCCAGUGCCACUGCAUCAUAUUCUGCUUCAUUCCCUCACGCCCAGAGGAAGUGGGUGAGUUCUGGCUCAGGAGACGAGCCACCUUCAACCCCAAGGCCUGGAGGGCCCAGUGUCGCUGCAAACACAGCCAUGAAGACCACGCAGCCAAUGGAGCCCAUCCCUGCAGGCAUCAUGGCUGCUCCUGCAAUGGUUUUGAGUCUAAUUUCCUCUGCGCGGCCUGUGACAAGCGCUGGGAGGAACAUGAGACUUACUUUGAGACCAAGGAGACCAGAAGACGAGGAAGGAGGCCUUAUGGAGCAGACUAUGUGCCUUUUGCUGAGAUGCCUGACCUCCAAGAAGCCAUCACCAACAACCUUAACUUUGAGGCCCGCCAGGCGCAAGGGCUUUCUCAUCAUUCCAGUUCCCAGCCAAGUCCCCCUGCACUUCCUGGCCCAUCUGGCCUCCAGUCUGGCCCCAAAUUUGACCCGAAUACCUGACCCAUUCACUUCUGUUCUUUCUUCCUGCAACGAUA
Molecule: messenger RNA, 1378 nt
Organism: Octodon degus (degu)
Lineage: Eukaryota; Metazoa; Chordata; Mammalia; Rodentia; Octodontidae
Gene: Fam221b
Product: family with sequence similarity 221 member B
Exons: 7
Coding region: 84-1343 (419 amino acids)
Source: RefSeq, a predicted model, not a curated record